CCAAACAUGCUAUUAUUCUUCUUCCUUAUCCUAACUACCGGAUAACGAAUUAAUUGUAGAGCAGCAGGAUCCACACAGCCUAUAAGGGGUCGUUUGGUACAUGGGAUAAUGAUAAUAAUCUCGGGAUAAAGUUUGAGAUUAACUUUAUUCCAUGUUUGAUUGGUGCUAUUAGCUAAUCUCGGAAUAACUUUUACACUUAGGGCUCGUUUGGUACGAGGGAUAAGAGAUAAUUAAUUUAGGGAUUAAAUCUGAGAUGAGUUUAUCCCAUAUUUUGUUGGGAUAAAAUCGCGGUAUAACUAAUCCCGGGAGUGUAGUGUUAUUUUUAUCGGAGGGUGGGAUAACAAUUUCAAUUCUGACAGCUGGCACUUAUUAUGAUAGAAAAAAAUACUCUAUAAUAUUUCAAUAGUACUGAAAGACUUUGAACUUACUGCUAAAACAGGAAAUGUUUUCUUGCAUUCAAUUCUUACCGGCUUCUAUCAGCAGAAAAAGAAAAGUCUUACCAGCUUUCUACAUCAUACUCUGCAUUUAUAUUAAAGCUUCAUCAUGUGAUAUUCCACACUUUACGUUUCCAGAUUUUCUCUCAAGAAAUGCAAUGCCAAGAUUUCUAGUAUGAGAGAUGAGUACGGGUUACAGUGUGGCGGUUUCAAAUAGAUGUCUGCUAAUACUUCUUGCAGCUCUGCUACUCGCACUGUUAAUUGCGCUUGUGCUAAGGGCAAUUAUACGUUGUGUCGUACGACACAACGGGAGAUUUCCCUUUGAAUCUGCAGAAGCUGUAAUUGCACGUUUGUCGUUGAAUGGAUUGGAUAAAAGCGAGUUAAAAAAAAUACCAGUGAUAGUUUACGAGCAAGAAUUGAAGAUGAUUUCUGUCAUUGAUGAUUGUCCAAUAUGCCUCGGAGAAUUUCAACAAGGAGAAAAAUUGAGGAUUUUGCCAAGAUGUAAUCAUGGUUUUCAUGUUAAAUGUAUAGACAAAUGGUUUUUAUCGCAUUCAUCAUGUCCAACUUGCAGGCAAAUAUUAUUUCUAGCUUAAAUAAGUACAAAAGAAAUUUUUACAUUGCCACUGAAAUGUUCCUGUUGUACGUAGUAAGAGAUUACCUGCUUUAUUAUUCAGGUAUUAUUUUUUUCAAGUCUUGGACAGUGAUUUGUAAUUAUCUUUUAGGUGAUAUAAUAUUGUUGUAAAAAUAUAUAUAGUACUAUUUUAAGUU
Nicotiana tabacum (common tobacco) is the source of this 1202-nucleotide messenger RNA. NCBI's taxonomy places the organism in Eukaryota, Viridiplantae, Streptophyta, Magnoliopsida, Solanales, Solanaceae. The record is from RefSeq and is a predicted model, not a curated record.